AAGGAGAAAAAUAGCUGUUACAGCUGAACCCAGGACAAGUUGUCUCACUUCAGGCAGCAUUAUGCGGUUGCCUUGGUUUCCAGUGCUCAUAGGCUCAUAGUCAUAGUGGAGACUCCAAUUCUCAAAUCCUGUUUCUGAACGUGAUGGCUGCUGUUGAGCCCAUUGCUUUCAGUUAGGCUGUUUGUCCCUCUGUGGGGUUUGUGCAGUUGUUGAACCUCCACUGGAUGGUGUGUGGCAUUCAUUCUCUUGUUUUUACAGCAGAAAGGUAAAAUGGAAGGUGAGGCAGUUGAAGCUAUCGUGGAGGAGUCGGAAACUUUUAUUAAAGGGAAAGAGAGAAAAACCUAUCAAAGACGCCGUGAAGGUGGGCAGGAGGACGAUGGCUGUCACAUACCACCAGACCAAGCAGAUGGGGGUGAAGUAGUGCAGGAUGUUAACAGUGGUAUGCAGAUGGUGAUGAUGGAGCAGUUGGAUCCAGCUCUUCUUCAAAUGAAGACUGAAGUAAUGGAAGGCACAGUGCCUCAUGAAACGGAGGCUACAGUGGAUGACACACAGAUCAUUACACUUCAGGUUGUUAAUAUGGAAGAGCAGCCUAUAAACCUUGGUGAGCUUCAACUGGUCCAAGUACCUGUACCGGUGACUGUACCUGUUGCCACCACAUCUGUGGAAGAACUUCAGGGAGCUUAUGAAAAUGAAACCUCCAAAGGAGGCCUGCAAGAGGGAGAGCCCAUGAUAUGUCACACCCUCCCUUUACCAGAAGGCUUCCAAGUAGUGAAAGUGGGUGCAAAUGGUGAGGUGGAGACACUGGAACAAGGUGAACUUCAGCCACAGGAAGAUCCUAAUUGGCAAAAAGAUCCAGACUAUCAGCCACCAGCCAAAAAAACAAAGAAAACCAAAAAGAGUAAGCUUCGCUACACUGAGGAAGGCAAAGAUGUGGAUGUCUCGGUGUAUGACUUUGAAGAGGAGCAGCAGGAGGGUUUGUUGUCUGAGGUGAAUGCAGAAAAGGUGGUGGGCAAUAUGAAGCCACCUAAGCCAACAAAAAUUAAAAAGAAAGGUGUAAAAAAAACAUUCCAGUGUGAACUGUGCAGUUACACUUGUCCACGUCGUUCCAACUUGGACCGCCACAUGAAAAGCCACACUGAUGAAAGACCACAUAAGUGCCAUCUCUGUGGCAGGGCUUUCCGGACAGUCACAUUGCUGAGGAACCACCUCAACACUCACACAGGUACUCGCCCUCACAAGUGCCCGGACUGUGACAUGGCCUUUGUGACCAGUGGAGAACUGGUUCGGCAUCGCCGCUACAAACAUACCCAUGAGAAACCAUUCAAAUGUUCAAUGUGUGAUUAUGCUAGUGUGGAGGUUAGCAAAUUGAAACGCCACAUCCGUUCUCACACUGGAGAGCGUCCGUUCCAGUGCAGCUUGUGCAGCUAUGCCAGCAGGGAUACCUACAAACUGAAGAGGCACAUGAGGACCCACUCUGGAGAGAAGCCAUAUGAAUGUUACAUCUGCCAUGCUCGCUUCACUCAGAGUGGGACCAUGAAGAUGCACAUUUUGCAGAAGCACACAGAGAAUGUGGCCAAAUUUCACUGUCCUCACUGUGAUACUGUUAUAGCAAGAAAGAGUGACUUGGGUGUCCACUUGCGGAAGCAGCAUUCCUACAUUGAGCAGGGCAAAAAGUGUCGCUACUGUGAUGCCGUGUUCCAUGAGCGGUAUGCCCUCAUACAGCAUCAGAAGUCUCACAAGAAUGAGAAGCGCUUCAAGUGUGACCAGUGUGAUUAUGCAUGCAGACAGGAGCGGCACAUGGUCAUGCACAAACGGACCCAUACUGGAGAAAAACCUUAUGCCUGUAGCCACUGUGAUAAAACCUUCCGUCAGAAACAGCUCCUCGAUAUGCACUUCAAACGAUACCAUGAUCCCAACUUUGUCCCUGCUGCCUUUGUCUGUUCCAAGUGUGGCAAAACAUUCACUCGCAGGAACACAAUGGCCAGACAUGCUGAUAACUGCUCUGGCCUAGAUGGUGGGGAAGGAGAGAAUGGAGGAGAAACAAAGAAGGGCAAACGUGGCCGAAAGAGAAAGAUGCGGUCUAAGAAAGAAGACUCCUCUGACAGUGGGUGGUCAACCUAUGAGGAGCCAUUCCUUCACACCUUCAGCUCCCCCACCAGUCUAUGUACAGCAGCAUUUGAGAAUGCUAAAGCUUUUGGAUGUCCUUUGGAUACCCUUGAAACCUGCCUGCUGCUUGUCAGCGGGAUCUACAUGUUACUGCAUAUACUGGGUAUGUUUUACCCACAGCCAUCCCACCCUGAGAACACCUGAUCUCGCAAGUUAAGCAGGGUCAGGCUCGGGUCUUGUCUAAGGUUAAAUGAUGAUCUAAGAGGACCACUAAGAGAUUUUCCCUGAGGCUGGACAGUCAUAAGUGGCAGGGUGUGUGGGAUCACAUGGGCAAGCUCCUAGGCCAGCAGGCCCCUCCGGUGCUUUGGAACUUCACCCCUGAACAAAUGAAAAAUUCGGAAAACAUAGCAGAACACUUAGACAAGGGGUGGUGUUGUCCUGGCUAUACCAGAGAGGGACAACUAACUGCAGUGUGCUGGGGCUCAGACUAUUCCUACAGAGCCCUGCUCUGUAAGGAGAAAGAAAAAGAUGUCCCUGGAUCUGAUGGCAAAGCAACAGACAAUGCAGCUACACAACCCCCAAGCACAGCAGCUACAUCAACCCUGACAACAGAAAUUGCAGCCGCUCUAACCACAGUGAUAGACACUGGAGCUAAACCAAAGGACCAAUCCAUGCCAAUAUCAGUUGCCCCUAUAAGCAAGGUGAAAAGCAAACAAGAGCCACAAAGAGCAAAUCAUGCAGUGAAGAAAGUUGAAGACCCAAUGCACAUACUAGAGGGGACAGCAUCAGAAUGAGACUUAUUACUACAGGAAUCAGGGGAAGAGGAAGAAGAGGUGACUUCUUGAUCCCAGACCUCAACUGAGCUGUCUUCCAGGGGACCACAUCGUCACCUGGUUGCUCCGAUGAUGGGACAAUGGGGCCGACGGUCACAAACUAAAAGGUAAGAACAAGUGACAGUCACGACCACAACAGUGCACUGGCGGCAAUAUCGCACCAACCGAGACUCCCUGAUUCCCAUCCAUAGGCUCAUCCAUAGACUGGAGAGCCAAGGAGUGAUCAGCAGGACCCACUCACCUUUCAGUAGCCCCAUAUGGCCACUGUGAAAGUCUAACAGAGAGCCUAUCAUGGCCUGAAUGAAGUCACACCACCAUUGAGUGCUGCCAUUAGAACUUCAGGAUGAACUGGAGUCAAAGGCAGCCAAGUGGUAUGCCACAACUGAUA
Messenger RNA from Melopsittacus undulatus (budgerigar), 3327 nucleotides. RefSeq names its product transcriptional repressor CTCF-like. The transcript is spliced from 9 exons. Gene Ontology annotation, molecular function: RNA polymerase II cis-regulatory region sequence-specific DNA binding; DNA-binding transcription factor activity, RNA polymerase II-specific. Gene Ontology annotation, biological process: regulation of DNA-templated transcription. NCBI's taxonomy places the organism in Eukaryota, Metazoa, Chordata, Aves, Psittaciformes, Psittaculidae. The coding region runs from base 271 to 2310 and encodes 679 amino acids. The record is from RefSeq and is a predicted model, not a curated record.